Geodia barretti is the source of this 522-nucleotide messenger RNA. NCBI's taxonomy places the organism in Eukaryota, Metazoa, Porifera, Demospongiae, Tetractinellida, Geodiidae. The record is from the annotation of a GenBank genome assembly.
AUGGACGCCGACGAAAUGCGGCGGGCGCUGACGCGCAUGCACCACGAGAUCCUGGAGCGCAACCACGGCGCCGAGGGCCUGCUGCUGGCCGGCAUCCGUACUCGCGGCGUGCCCAUCGCGGAACGGCUCGCGGGGCACAUCAACGACUCCGAAGGCGUGGCCGUGCCGGUGGGACACCUGGACAUUAACCUGUACCGCGAUGAUCUUUCCGAGCGGCCGCGGAUGCGGGUCCGCACCACCACGAUGCCGGUGGACGUUGCCGGACGCACCGUGGUGCUGGCCGACGACGUGCUCUACACGGGGCGAACCGUCCGCGCCGCCAUGGACGCGAUCAGCGACCUGGGCCGGCCUCUGCGCAUCCAGUUGGUCGCGCUGGUGGACCGGGGGCAUCGCGAACUGCCCGUCCGCGCCGACUUCGUAGGCAAGAACAUUCCCACCCGGCAGUCGGAACUGGUGCGGGUACGCCUGUUCGAGACGGAUGGUGUCGACGACGUGUGCAUCCUGGACCGGUGGGUGGACUGA